Molecule: messenger RNA, 726 nt
Organism: Babesia microti strain RI
Lineage: Eukaryota; Apicomplexa; Aconoidasida; Piroplasmida; Babesiidae
Product: mitochondrial acidic protein MAM33, putative
Exons: 3
Coding region: 1-726 (241 amino acids)
Cellular component (GO): mitochondrial matrix
Source: RefSeq, a predicted model, not a curated record
AUGGUAUCCUACCGUAACAUAUUUGGCGUAACUAGUCGUUGCUUAACGGCUUUUAAACGCAAUAUAUACUCCAUUAGCUACAACCCACUUUCUUAUAGAUGUCCAUAUAAGUCUAACUCUCAUUUUCAACAUCCCAAUUCACUUAGAAAUUUUUCCACCGAACAACAGAAAUUAUUACAAAUUAUCCAGGGUGAAAUUCAACAUGAAACAACAAAUUAUGAAGAACCCUCGAAUCUCAAAUCCUUUCUCAGUUCAUCGGGUUGGAAGCUCGAGGAAACUGAAGGAGAGGUCAACAUGUCGCUGAAGAAGACAGUAAAUGGCAUGAAUGUAUCAGUAGAAUUUCAACUCGUUUCCCCCUUUGAACCUGAUGGUGAAGGCGAAACGCAAGCUGAGAUGACUGAGUUUUCUGUUUCAGUAGAAAAGGAAGGUAGCCCUGGCAAUGGACUAAUCUUUUUUUGCACAACCAUACAGAAUGAUGAAAAGUUUAGAUACAUGAUUUGCAAUGUCAGACAGUUUGCUAAUAAUGAGGCUAAGAAUUCGAUACACUCUUACAAUGGACCAGAGUUUGAAGACUUGGACGACACUCUGCAAUCCGCCUUGGAUGAAUGGCUUGGUAGUUUGGGUAUUGAUUCGGAAUUAUGUGAUUUUAUCGAUUCCUGCAGUAUAGACAAGGAACAGAGGGAGUAUGUGGUUUGGCUCAAGGGCGUAGAAAAAUUUUUGUCCUAA